Messenger RNA from Dermochelys coriacea (leatherback sea turtle), 1744 nucleotides. RefSeq names its product Indian hedgehog signaling molecule (gene IHH). The transcript has 3 exons. Gene Ontology annotation, biological process: protein autoprocessing; regulation of gene expression; smoothened signaling pathway. NCBI's taxonomy places the organism in Eukaryota, Metazoa, Chordata, Testudines, Dermochelyidae. Bases 1 to 1227 code for a protein of 408 amino acids. The record is from RefSeq and is a predicted model, not a curated record. Gene Ontology annotation, molecular function: calcium ion binding; patched binding.
AUGAAGCUGGCCCGGCUCCUGAUGCUCCUGAGCGGGUGCGCGCUGCUGCUGGCCCCGGCGGUGCGGGGGUGCGGGCCGGGCCGGGUGGUGGGCAGCCGCCGGCGGCCCCCCAGGAAACUCAUCCCGCUGGCUUACAAGCAGUUCAGCCCCAACGUGCCCGAGAAAACUCUGGGCGCCAGCGGCAGGUACGAGGGCAAGAUCGCCCGGAACUCGGAGCGCUUUAAGGAGCUGACCCCCAACUACAACCCCGACAUCAUCUUCAAGGACGAAGAGAACACGGGAGCCGACCGCCUCAUGACCCAGCGCUGCAAGGACCGCCUGAACUCCCUGGCCAUCUCGGUGAUGAACCAGUGGCCGGGGGUGAAGCUGCGGGUGACCGAGGGCUGGGACGAGGACGGGCACCACUCGGAGGAGUCGCUGCACUACGAGGGCCGAGCCGUGGACAUCACCACCUCCGACCGGGACCGCAACAAGUACGGGCUGCUGGCGCGCCUGGCCGUGGAGGCCGGCUUCGACUGGGUCUACUACGAGUCCAAGGCCCACAUCCACUGCUCCGUCAAGUCAGAGCAUUCGGCGGCAGCGAAGACGGGUGGCUGCUUCCCUGCCCGGGCCCUGGCGACGCUGGAGAGUGGGGCGAGGACCCCGCUGUGGGCGCUGCGCCCGGGGCAGCGGGUGCUGGCUAUGGACGAGCAGGGCCGAGCCACCUACAGCGACUUCCUGGCCUUCCUGGACAAGGCGGCGUUGGCGCCCACCACCUUCCAUGUGAUCGAGACCCAGGAGCCACCCCGUCGACUGGCUCUGACCCCUGCCCACUUGCUGUUCGUGGCCGAGAACUCCACGGCGCCCGCUGCCCGCUUCCAAGCCGCCUUUGCCAGCCACGUGCGGCCCGGCCACUACGUGCUGGUGGCAGAGGUGGGGAUGAGCCUGCGGCCGGCCAGGGUGGUGGAUGUCUCUACCCAGACAGACUUCGGGGCCUACGCCCCCCUCACCCGUCACGGGACCCUGGUGGUGGACGACGUGGUGGCCUCCUGCUUCGCCUUGGUGCAGGAGCAGCGGCUGGCGCAGCUGGCGUUCUGGCCGCUCCGGCUGUACCACAGCCUGGCGGGCGGGCACAGGACGCAGCCGGAGGGCGUGCACUGGUACUCGGGGCUGCUGUACCACCUGGGCCGGCUGCUGCUGGCCCCAGAGAGCUUCCACCCGCUGGGGACGGCCCAGUUCGAGAGCUGAGGGCUGCCGGGGAGAGGAGCCAUCCACGCUCUGAAUGCCGCCUGCCCUAAAAGUGGGGCCGGCUGAGCCCGCGCAGGGCCCAGCCAGAGUGGGCAGGGAGGCUGGGGCACGUCCUCCCCUGGGCCCGGAUCCCGUGUGCCAGCGUGGCUGGGCACCACCACUGACAGACCCCUGUGGAGCCACCUGCCGGGGGCUGGGGGACCCGUCUCAUGUCCCCAGCUGCUCCGGGAGGCCUGGACCUGUGGGGCCCAGAUGCCAGUCUCCCUCCUCUGCGCUGGCGCCAGGGCUGCCCCGGCUCCCUGCCAGCCUGGGCUCUGCCAACCAGCCCAGGGCCCCGGGACAGGGGCUGCUGGGGGGGGCCCCCAGAUGAAUCUACAUGCUGCUAUUUUUGUGUGUGAUGCGAGUUCCAGGGAAGGUGGUGAAGGGGGAGGGGCCAGGCGGGAGCCGCCCCCAUGCUGGGGGCAAUGGCGGGGGGGGGUGUGGAUGUGCCCAGCACAGGGGCCGGUGGGGGGCAGGG